Messenger RNA from Onthophagus taurus, 1020 nucleotides. RefSeq lists its product as uncharacterized. The record is from RefSeq and is a predicted model, not a curated record. Lineage: Eukaryota; Metazoa; Arthropoda; Insecta; Coleoptera; Scarabaeidae.
AUGUUGCAAGCAAUUUACGGAAUCGAUAAGAAAAUAAAAAAUAUUCAAGAAUCUAUCUCAUUUGAUAUAGAAUUAAAAUUGUUUAAUAAUCAUCAGGUGAAUCGAUUCACAACGAAAUUCGAUAACUUUAUAAAUGGUACAAAACAAAUUGACUAUCUUUACACUCAAUUUAUGAAAUUUUAUAAAGAUUCAACUCUAUACAAUUUAAAAUCACGUCAGAUAUUUAUCGAUGCUUGUUUUAAUUUAGAAGAUGGUCUAAAUUUCACAUUAUAUUUUAUGUCAAAAAUGUUGGUUGAAGAUGGAGGAGCAUUUAACUUAAUUACUGGGAAUACGGUUGAACAACACAUUUUAGCGACGCGAAGAUUAUCAACGUUGGAAUAUCUAUAUAAUUUAGUUGCUUAUUUCAUUACGAUUGAAAUUAAAGCUGCGUUAACGAUAACCGGUGCUAAAAGAAUUGCAAUUUUAACAGAUUCAGAUAAGGAUUAUGAAGAGGAUUAUAACAAUUAUAUGAAAUUUGUACCGUUGAGAAUCAUUUCUGUAAUUAUUUCACUUUUAACAUAUGCUCCAAAAUGUAGUGGGAGAUACUGGGUUUAUGAUACCCAUAAAUAUAGAAUUGGGCAUAAGUACGUAGCUUUUAAUAAUUUUUUGAAAGGAUUUUAUUAUCGCGAUACAUCCUGUUCGUAUGCUGGUCAACCAAUAAACUCUACUGGAAGUAACAUCGACCGUAGUGAAUGUGAAGUGGAAAAUUUUAAUUCAUGUAAUGGAACUCUUCAUUGUUUACCAAAUUCAGAAACUUCAUCUUCUGUAGAUAUAUGUUAUAAUGCCGAGGGUAAAAAUAGCAAUUACGAAUACGUGGUGUUAAAUAAAACUGGUACGAAAGAUUGCAGUAGUACAAAAAUAUCUUACAAACCCAACACAAAAUGUAUUGAUUGUUUCUGCUAUUGCGAAGAGUCUGAAGUAAAUGCUCACAUAUAUUUCAGUUUAGACGAAAUGGUGUCUGACAUUGAAAAUAAUAGGUAG